Messenger RNA from Rhopilema esculentum, 2306 nucleotides. RefSeq names its product neuronal acetylcholine receptor subunit alpha-7. NCBI's taxonomy places the organism in Eukaryota, Metazoa, Cnidaria, Scyphozoa, Rhizostomeae, Rhizostomatidae. The record is from RefSeq and is a predicted model, not a curated record. Gene Ontology annotation, biological process: monoatomic ion transmembrane transport. Gene Ontology annotation, cellular component: postsynaptic membrane. Gene Ontology annotation, molecular function: acetylcholine-gated monoatomic cation-selective channel activity; transmembrane signaling receptor activity.
CUUCCGUUCUUCCAAAAAGGAAGCUUUAUUUCAAAUUUUGGCAUUUAAGUCUUUCUCUGUUGCAAACAACGCUUUUGUGAAAAUCCUUUUUGACAUUGGGCACAAUCGUUGCUUCCACAAGAGGUUUCAAGAAGAUUCUUCUUAGGAACUCUUUACGCUGACUUCAUCGCCAGUAAUGGAAAACGCACGAAUACGUUUUUAUCACAUUUGGUAUUGAAUCUUCGAUCAAGGUGUUUGUCACCAGUAUCAAAGGAACCAAGAUACGCUGUAAGGAAAGGAUCUGUCAAAUUCGGUGUUUUGAAGACGACAAGUAACGCUGUGAUCUUCAGAAGAUGGUUAGCAGAGAUCGACUGGUAUUACCCUGCUUUUUCGCCAUAAUCAUCAUCAUUGAAGUCUUUGCAUUUGUUGAAGGGACUGGAUCCGAGUAUGCCUUGAAGACGAAGCUGAUGUCAAACUAUCUAAAGACAGUUAGGCCAGUCAAGAACUACAGCAACCCAGUUGAUGUUAAAUUUGAUAUUGCCUUGAGAGCUAUCGUUGAUCUGGAGGAAAAGAACCAAGUGCUCACAUCCAGCGUAUGGGUGCGGAUAUAUUGGAAAGAUGAGAAUCUCGUUUGGGAUCCAAAGAACUACAGCGACAUCAAAUCAGCUAACUUUCUACCCAAAGAGAUCUGGACACCAGACAUUGUACUUUACAACAGUGCUGACAAUAGAGGACGAGGAAUCCUUGAAACGUCGAUGACAACAAACAUUAUUGUCAGUUCUGAUGGCUCGUGUUCUUGGUUUUGUCCGCUUAUCCUUGAAACGGAAUGUGGUGUCGAUAUCAAAUACUUUCCAUUUGACAGACAGGUUUGUCCAAUGCGAUUCGGUCUGUGGACAUAUAGCGGACUGAUGGUUAACUUCUCAAUCGUAAGAGAUUCAGGAGACACUAAAAAUCUGGUUCCAAGUGGCGAGUGGAAUCUUGAAGCCAUGCCUGGAUGGCGCAAAGUCUUCUUUUAUGAUUGUUGUCCAAAUGUGCCAUACCCUGUCAUUGAUUAUGACGUCAUAAUCAUCAGGCGGACAAGCUUUUAUUUGCUGAAUUUGAUUUGGCCUGGAAUAUUGAUUGCCGUACUGGCAGCCAUCACCUUCCUUCUCCCGCCGGAAAGUGGCGAAAGAAUUGGUUUAGGUAUUACAAAUCUACUGGCCAUGAUGGUGUUUCUCCUGCUUAUUUCUGAAAGCAUACCGCCAACAAGUGAUGCUGUGCCACUUGCAAGCAACUUCUUCAGCGUUGUUCUUGUCCUCUCCGCUUUGGCGCUAAUCGAGAGUUGCAUCGUCAUCAAAUUUCUGCAUUACAGCAACUCGGACGUCAGCGAAGUGCCACGAUUUGUUCGUUAUUUCGUAAACGAUUUAUUGGCAAGGUUAGUCUGUAUCGAUGGGUUUUGCAAGAAGCGGAAUUCGGUGGACCUCCAUGAACCAAAGGGAGUGGAAAACCCAGUUAUGAAUGGCAACUCUAAUUCUGAUAUUGCACUCCAAAAAAGAAAGCAUUCAUUUGAGGAGGACAACGAUCUGAAGAUAAUUCACCGAGCUCAGAUGAGCGUUGCUGAAGUAGAGAUCGCCGAAGGAGUAAAGAAGAUUGUUUCAACCAUAACAAAGCAAGAGAAGUCAGACGACGCGAAGGCUGAAUGGCGCAGGGCUGUACAGGUUGUCGAUAGGUUGUCCACAAUUGUGUUUCUGAUUGUCCUUAUUGGCGGCUGUGCUGGAAUAUUUGCUUCUUCGCCGCGAUUCUUCGUUGCAUGAUCUUUGGAUGACCGGCCUACUUUUACCGAACACGUUCCUGUUGUAGGAUCAGUGUAUGAAUUUGUAAAUUCAUUUGUAUUCGUUAAACCAAAGUUUCAAUGUAUCCAGUAAUUUAAAGUUGAGUUGAAUUACUUCUGGCAAACUGUCGAUAUGAACCAAUAGCGUUGAAUAAAACGGCUCUCAUGACACUCUACAUACGGACAGUCUUCUUCAAUUAGAUCAUUGUGUACACAGAACAGUUCAUCAAGAAAUAAAAUUAAUUUGUUAGAUUACUUUUAUAUGGACAUUAAUUUGCAUGUUUUUAACAAAAAAAGGACAUUUGUUAGUAGGAUUCUAUCUAACCAUUAAUUCUCAACAUUGUGAUGUGAAUACAGUUGUGACAACAUGUAUUCGCAACAUCUUAAACUUGACAAGCUGGGCAGUUUGAAUGAUGCUUGCUUUACCAUAAUAAUAAUUAUAAUAAUAAUAAUAAUAACUGACAAUUUUAAGUACUAUAACAAAAAUGGCAUGUGAUAAUGGUGUUUUGUGAUAAAA